Messenger RNA from Lineus longissimus, 4461 nucleotides. RefSeq lists its product as uncharacterized. The record is from RefSeq and is a predicted model, not a curated record. The coding region runs from base 665 to 3589 and encodes 974 amino acids. The transcript has 2 exons. NCBI's taxonomy places the organism in Eukaryota, Metazoa, Nemertea, Pilidiophora, Heteronemertea, Lineidae.
UGGCAGACGAUGCAUGCCGUGCACAUUAGCGUCGUUUGAGAAUAUAAGCCACUAAAGGAGAAUAACGGAGGCAGAGGACAUGACUGUCGUCUGGACUGCUUCUUUGGAAAGUUGGUGAUGAUAUAACGAAAGGAUACUUAGGAUAUACCAGUAUAGGAUGAUUACCUGUAAUACGACAGUAGUUGUGAUUUAUUCGGUUUGGCGGAUUGGCGAAUCAUUUCACACAAGAGCUGGCCUCAAAUGGGAUCUUAUUUAGUUAAAACGGCUUCUUCCAUCGUAGCGUGAACUUCUACUUUCCAGACCGGAACGUGUCAUUCUUGACAGUUUAAGGCAGAAUUUUAUUUACAGCUAAUAGCUUAAACGGGUUCUUCCUAAACUUAGUCGUGUUAGCUGAACGGUUGGCCAGUUAAUAAUUUGUUAAAAGCCUUCAUGUAGACAAGGUCAAUAUUGAUGCGUAAGACCAGGUGGACUCUCACAUAUGUCUUGCAUACCAGACACAAAAACGUUUGAUCCGCUACCAGAGGGAAUGAGGGCAUAAACAGGAGGAAGACCUGCAUCUAGUGCUGGGAAUUUAAUUAUAUUUUGAGGACAGAAUCCGAAGAACUGACUUCUUAUAUGACAAGAUGGGUAGAGCAAGAAACAUGGAAGGUUCUAACGAACCAAGAUGGCGGACGUCCGCGCCGCCCUACAUCGUCUGCAGAAUGUGGAGGUAACCAGGGUACCGUGCUGUACGCCGGAAGUCGCCGAGAAACCGCUCAACCGAGGUGUGUUCUUCGUCGAUCUUAGCCAACUGAGCCGGAGCAUUGACGCGGUCAUCAUGACGGAUAGGGAGAAUGGUGAAACGGGGAUAGCGCCUUAUGACCUUUACUCCAAAAGUAACCCGGGCUUGUUGAAGAUUGAUGUCACCAAUCCUAGAGAGUGGUAUAAAAAUGGUGAGAAGAUUCUGACGACUGUGUAUGAUAAAAACGCAGGUCAAAGGUCAAAUGGUAGACAAUCUCUGGAGUCUGGUGUUAGGUCCAAUGGCGGGUUAUUGUUGUUGCCCAGUGUUCAUAAUCGUAGGAAAGAGGUAAGCCCCGAACACUUGAGAAAUAAACUCGACAAAGGACGAUCUGGCGGUGCCAAGGUAUUUCCUUCUCUCAACCACGUUACUGCUGUCAGAUACACCUCCGAACCUUCUCUAAAUGCAUUGGAUAUGAAUGGGAAUACGGAUGGGGACGUGGGUAAUGUUGAUUCAUGGGCAGACAUGAAGGAAAAUGUCCCGGAUGAAGACCAAUUCUUCGAGAAACGAAACGGACUUCCGUUUCUUAAAAAUGGCGGCCAUCAUUCGAACGGGACUGUGAGCGAUUCGGAGUUUGAGGGUGUCGUGUUCUAUCACAAGAAGAGACAAACUAGUGUAGCGAGAACAGGUUACAGAAGCGGGCGAGGAAAAUCUUUGGGCAAGUCAAACAAUCUUUAUCCCAAACAAAGAAGCAUCUUACACGACACAAUCAACUUCGAGCAAUACAAACUGAAACAGAAAUCUAUUCUCAAAUUGAAAUUCCCCGAAGCAGACCCGAAUCAGAAAGCCAAACCAAGACCUUACGCGUACGGUUUUCAACAUUCUGUGCCAGUGGAGCCGGAUUACUCUCAUAUUCAGUCUAAAAUAGGCUGCUUGAUUCGGCCGCACGGGAAAACAGCGGUGCCUGAGGAGGCCAGCGCACCACUCGACGCCCCCGCGGACACCGAUGUCUCCGACUAUUCGCCGCGGGGUUACACACCAAACGUCAAGUAUAGCUUUGGGUUAGACAUCUUGAUUGGCGACGAACUGCCGGUUGCCGCCUCUACACCGUCAAUAAAAGAGGGGCAUUACGUCUACAAGGCUCCGGGUGACGGUUACUAUCAGCGUUCUAUUAGUCAUGAUGGAACGCGGACUGCCAUUGUGAAUUUAGCUCUCGGCAAAGACGUUCAGUCGACGCCGUCUGAGGCUAUGACGCGGCCAUUUCUAAAGGGACGGUACCGGCGGAGGAAAGUAGACAGUGGUUACACAAGCUCCACGCCAGCGACUGAAUAUAGCUCUUGGGAUGAACGGAGUAUACUGGAUUAUGAAACGGAUGAGGAAUCGAGGAGUAAGGGUCAUAGUCGCGCCAACGGGGCCGGGACUGCCACGUGUAGGUACGCGAACUUGAAAAGUGCUGGAAGUUUUAAGUCGAAUUUGGGCGUCAAAGACACCGAGAACGGAAACGAUUUUGAGACCAGUGGUGAUCACCAUGAGUUAGGAACAGACGUAUAUUCGCCGACUAGACUAGAUUCGCCCUCCAAAAAAUCCGUUCGGUUCUCGCACGCGGAGGCCGUCAAAGCAGACGGUCUUAUCUCCCCAUCAAAAUUAGGUCUACCGCGAACCCCCGGAACUGCGAGUGGCAGACCAAAAUCUGUGCUGAAAAAGUUCAACAAGAUUGAAGUGUUCGGUGAAAAGGGUAACAAAAAGACCAAACAUGAUGAAGAAGGUUUUCGUAAUUCAGAUAAAACCGUGGUAAAGUUGGCCAAACCUCGUUACACGCCAGCUACGAGACCACCUGUGUACAAACUUGACAGGCCUAAGUCUGUCAGCCAUGAUGACUCCUCAUCUGAAAAGUUAAAUUCCAAAUCUGGUGACGAGGAUGACGAGUACAUGACCCGGGUUGCUUGCCCAGGUUCUCCCACGGAAAGCAAGAUGGUGGAAAUCGUUGAGUCAUACAGACGGUACCUUGACCAGGGCGACUCUGAGGACCCGGCCCCAAAGAGAGCUGCUGACGCAGACGGCACCAAACUCGAUGUGAAAAUGAGUGACGCUGAGGAAAACGCCCAAACACAUUUAGGUCAAGCACAAGGCGACGUCCCCGCUGAAGCAGAAAAAACAGCAUCUGCUCCACAACAUGCGCAAAGUGUCCCCGUCGGAGUCGAAGCACGACAACAGAAUGAAGUCGAUGCCUUCUCUGGUAGCCUUCUUAGAUACAACUCCAAGGAGAGGACGAACAACGAAAAAAAUGCCGAGGCCAAAUCUGCUGAGGAGGGCCGACAGAUUGGCUUAGAACCAUCAGGAAACGGAGAAGAGGCCAGGGUGAUUGAACAAACCACCCCUGCGGUUUCGGCAAAUAAUAAAAAUCCCAAUGCAAAGGAAUGCAAUGAAAUCGUCGACGCAGCGAGGGGUAAAAAUGGCCUCGGUGUGGCUGACAUAUCGACUUCCGAUAAUGAUCAACCGGUGGCAGCUGAUCAACCGGUGGUAACUGAUCAACUGGAGACAACUGAUCAACAGAUGGUAUCUGAUCAACCGGUGGUAUCUGUUGAUGAAGGGAAGACAACUGGGCAGGCUGAACUGACCGAGGUCACAGGUACUGCAACCGCAGAUGAAGCAAAUGUUGAAAAUUAUGGAAUUACUCCCCAGAAUGAGCAGACGAUUGACAAUAAUGACGGGGCAGAAAAUGACGUCAGAGAUGAGACUGCAAUGGCUACCGAUCGCGAAGAGACGUUAUCACAAGGGAAAUCGGCGGUUACAUACCUGGAAAACAAGACUGGAGAUGAUCAGACUGGACAAGAAAAUGAGUCCCUGGAAGAUUCAAAUGGCAAUAUUUAGAUUUGUGGCCAUAAAUAUCUCAUCACUCAUCCCAGUGUUCGAUUUCGAACAAUGGUAUAGAUAAGCAAGCGUCCUCUUGGCGUUUUGGGGAUCUGCGAAGACUCGGCCGAUCCGAUCCCAAACGGUUUUGGUAUCCCCGAUGUUCGAGCCCAUCAAUGUUGUUUACAUCUUGGCAUGUGCUAGGAAUGGUGUUCACGCACAUUUCUCGACUGGAUGAUGAUAUGGCAAAUGAAUAUGGGGAACGGAACGUGUAUGGAGAAGGAGGCUUUUCCACCGGGAUUCUAUGUCCUGUCACAAAGAUAUGUGACAGGCACGACCUUCUAUACCAUGCCGAUUUACCGGCGGUGAACGUCAUCCUAAAGUCUCCUUUCAGGACGGACAAACACACAACGCCAGUAGAUCGACAUGCCUCCUAGCUGUCCACUCCAGGGUUUUUUGUAGGCAAUGUGGAACAUUCGAAAUGCUACACCGGACCGUCUGUCUGGAGACACUUCGUGUAUUGUUUUGUCCUCUGAUGUGACAGAGAUAACUUAGUGUGUGUCAUCAUGACUGCUGGAUAAUUACAAUCUCUAUCAACGACACCCUCGGGACUGCAAAAUACUGUCGAGGAAGAAAAGCUUUCCUCGUUAUCGUUGUCAUAUUCACAAGUUUGGGUCAUCCUAUUUCUACAUGCCGAUCUACCGACGGUGAGCGUACAUCCAAUCUUCAGGAAAGGUGUGGACUGGGAUUGUCGUUCACCGCCGGUAAGUUGGGAUGAAAUCUUAUGUCCCAGGUAGACAUAAGAUGGUAGCCUGCUCACAGAGGUGCCUCCGAAAAGAAGCUACAAUGCAAUUUUGUACAUAAUUAUCAUAGGCAAAUAAAUAAAGCUGGUU